Aspergillus steynii IBT 23096 is the source of this 830-nucleotide messenger RNA. The record is from the annotation of a RefSeq genome assembly. Lineage: Eukaryota; Fungi; Ascomycota; Eurotiomycetes; Eurotiales; Aspergillaceae.
UACCUUUCAUUCUCAAUGUUUCAGAGUAUGCCUGCAGAUCCUUCGAUGUAACGGAAUUUUGUCAACAACACAAGCAAGGGAGCCGUAUUAGCCUCAACAUGGAUGCUAAAGAGAUUCUGGCAAGCAUAGCCACCAGACAUAACAUUUACAUGGAGCCAAACUACAAAAAACUGGAGAAUUACCUUUUCCCGCAACCGAGACCUGUCACGCUAGCAGACAGCCAUAGCCAUUGGGGAUAUCUGGCAGCUAGCUGGAAAGCCACCUAUAAGUUUCUCGGCGACCAGAUAUGUCACGCCAUUGAGCUCUCUCCAGCAAGACUCAGCGAGCGGGUCCCUUCAACCACAGACUGUGUGAGAAUGAGGUUUCCGCGGGAAAACUUCCAAGAUGCCUACCUGAUGUUAAAUGUUGGAUUACAUUACGACAUUAUCAAUACCUUGUUCCCACAUGCAGGACGAAAACUAGUUUCCAGUCUCCAAGCAGACCCGCCAGUAAGCCAUGACUGGUCUAAUACGCAUGCAUUUACGCAGCCAGAAUGGUUCGACAAUGCACAUUUCACAAUCAUUGGAGCUUCUGUUAAAGGUAUAUCCUUGAUUUUCUGCUCUGACAUCUGCGCUGCGAUUGAAAAGAGCAAUCUACGAGCAUGGGAAAAGGAAAACCUCCUCUCUGACACAACGGACUGCGUUACAAUGGAGGUAUAUCGUGGCAAGCCACACUACGGGAUAAUCCGCCUUAGACUUGCGUUUGUGGAGUCGUUUGACAUUAUGAAAACCCUAUUUGUGCCUGAGGUCGCAGAGUCCAUUCUUCCUGGACCUUGUUACGUAUAUACUUAG